Messenger RNA from Verruconis gallopava, 2785 nucleotides. RefSeq names its product hsp72-like protein. Gene Ontology annotation, biological process: cellular response to unfolded protein; vesicle-mediated transport; protein refolding. Lineage: Eukaryota; Fungi; Ascomycota; Dothideomycetes; Venturiales; Sympoventuriaceae. The record is from RefSeq and is a predicted model, not a curated record. The coding region runs from base 482 to 2437 and encodes 651 amino acids. Gene Ontology annotation, molecular function: heat shock protein binding; misfolded protein binding; ATP hydrolysis activity. The transcript has 3 exons. Gene Ontology annotation, cellular component: cytoplasm; nucleus; plasma membrane.
AUGACGUCUCGCCUGGUUGCUCGUGGAAGUUGAGAAAGAAUUUCGACGGGCGGAAGACGAAAAACUGGCUGCGUUGUGCGAAGAAGACGUGGGAAAUAGCUGCUCGCAGAACUGCAAAGAUGCUGCUCGUCGCUCUGUGAACAUACCAGCACCUGGACUCGCCGAUCCAUUGGUCCCGUAGGCAGCCGCACGGCGCGAUUGUUGUCGUUUGGUGGGGCUGGCCCUGAACCUGCCCGCUUCCGCUCCAAACUUCUGCCGCCUUCUAGCACUUUCGAUGAAAUAUUUGCGUCAACAAUAAGAGCUGCCAGCUCCCAUCCGCUGUCCUUUGUUUCUUCAUCCACACAAACUUGAUACCCUCUGCAUUCUGCAAACGAGUCUGAGAGCUUAAGCUCACAACUUUAACCUUUACCUUUCGAUUCAACCACGAUUUUUUCCCUUUCUAUUCCGCACUCACACACAUUACACCACAAACACACACAAAAUGGCUCCAGCCGUAGGUAUCGAUCUUGGAACUACCUACUCAUGUGUAGGCAUCUUCCGAGAUGACAGAAUCGAAAUUAUUGCCAACGACCAGGGCAACCGCACAACGCCCUCCUUCGUCGCCUUCACCGACACCGAGCGUUUGAUCGGUGAUGCCGCCAAGAACCAGGUCGCCAUGAACCCCGCAAAUACCGUCUUCGACGCAAAGCGAUUGAUCGGUCGCAAGUUCGCCGAUCCAGAAGUUCAGGCCGAUAUCAAGCACUUCCCAUUCAAGGUCAUCGACAAGGGCGGCAAGCCCAUCAUCCAGGUCGAGUUCAAGGGCGAGACCAAGGAAUUCACUCCAGAGGAAAUCUCGUCUAUGGUCCUGACCAAGAUGCGUGAGACAGCCGAGUCGUAUCUUGGCUGCACCGUCAACAACGCCGUCAUCACUGUUCCAGCCUACUUCAACGACUCACAGCGUCAAGCGACAAAGGACGCUGGUCUCAUCGCAGGCCUCAACGUUCUCCGAAUCAUCAACGAGCCAACCGCCGCUGCUAUCGCAUACGGUCUGGACAAGAAGGGUACGGCCGGCGAGAAGAAUGUCCUCAUUUUUGAUCUCGGCGGUGGUACCUUCGAUGUGUCUCUCCUUACCAUCGAGGAGGGUAUUUUCGAGGUCAAGGCUACUGCUGGUGACACUCACUUGGGUGGUGAAGACUUUGAUAACCGCCUUGUGAACCACUUCGUCAACGAAUUCAAGCGCAAGCACAAGAAGGAUCUCACCUCUAACGCUCGUGCUCUGCGCCGUCUUCGCACUGCUUGCGAGCGUGCCAAGCGUACUCUGUCCAGCUCAGCUCAGACUUCGAUCGAAAUCGACUCGCUGUAUGAGGGCAUCGACUUCUACACCUCAAUCACCCGUGCUCGAUUCGAGGAACUGUGCCAAGACCUCUUCCGCUCCACCAUGGAGCCCGUUGAGCGUGUCCUGCGCGACGCAAAGAUUGACAAGUCCUCUGUUCACGAGAUCGUCCUCGUUGGCGGUUCCACUCGUAUCCCCAAGAUCCAGAAGCUUGUCUCCGAUUUCUUCAAUGGCAAAGAGCCGAACAAGUCAAUCAACCCUGAUGAAGCCGUUGCCUAUGGUGCUGCUGUCCAGGCCGCCAUCUUGUCCGGCGAUACAUCCUCCAAGUCGACCAGCGAGAUCCUGCUUCUCGACGUUGCUCCCCUCUCCAUUGGUAUCGAGACCGCUGGUGGUGUUAUGACACCACUCAUUAAGCGCAACACCACCAUCCCAACCAAGAAGUCCGAAACCUUCUCCACUUUCAGCGACAACCAGCCUGGUGUGCUGAUCCAGGUGUACGAAGGUGAACGUGCUAGGACCAAGGACAACAACUUGCUGGGCAAGUUCGAGCUCACGGGUAUCCCACCUGCUCCUCGUGGUGUUCCUCAGAUCGAGGUCACAUUCGAUGUCGAUGCCAACGGUAUCAUCAACGUCUCAGCUGUCGAGAAGGGUACCGGCAAGUCGAACAAGAUCGUCAUUACCAACGACAAGGGCCGUCUCAGCAAGGAGGAGAUUGAGCGCAUGCUUGCUGAAGCUGAGAAGUACAAGGCUGAAGACGAGGCUGAGGCUGCCAGAAUUUCGGCCAAGAACGGUCUUGAAUCCUAUGCCUACUCCCUGCGAAACACUAUCAGCGAGAGCGGUGUCGAUGAGAAGCUCGGCAGCGACAAGGCCACUUUGGAGGCUAAGAUUAACGAAGUCGUUGAAUGGCUUGACAAUAACACUCAAGCGACCAAGGAGGAGUACGAAUCUCAACAGAAGGAGCUUGAGAGCGUAGCCAACCCAAUCAUGAUGAAGUUGUAUGGUGCUGGUGGUCAGCCAGGCAUGGGUGGAAUGCCAGGUGGUGCACCAGGCGGCUUCCCAGGUGCUGGUGGGGCAGCUGGCGGUGCAGGUCACGAUGAUGGCCCGACCGUCGAGGAAGUUGACUAAAUGCUUCAACCCGAUUAAAUUCACGUCAUAUUUUCAUGAAACCAAGCCUCUGCUAGACGCGGCACGCGAAAUCGGGUUAUCGGCGUUUUCAGUUUGGACUGAUAUGGGAAAUGGCAUUUGCGACACGGAGAAAUGGCUUUUGUGGCCUUUUCGUUCUUCCCUCUCUUUUUCUCAAUUCCCUUACUCGAUGAGAUACGAGAAAGAUGACGGGGUAAAAGAUACGAAAGGAUUCUGUGGACACGAAAAGUUGAUUACAGGAGAAUUAGAUAGAGAACUGGCACCGCUGCCGUGGUGACCGGAGAAUGAUUCUCGAUAGUUUAAUGCAUAACAGGAAUUGUUUUCCAAAUA